AUGCGGUUGCUCUUUGGCAACCGACGCUGCGCCUCCAUGUCCCCUGCGAACGGACGCAUCUCUCCGUUCGCGUCCCUUGAGACAACCGACGGAAGGGCCGCAUCUGAGGAGUCCACCAGCUUCAGUUCAUCCUCUCCAACGGAGUCCACCGGAUCGGAUGCUGAAGAUCCUAAAGAGUUCAAAGACAACUUCAGACGAAUUAAGGCUCGUUAUGCUGCUACUGCUAAUCGACCCAACGAUGCUGCACAAGUUCGAAGAGAAUCUAAAGAUUGUUGCAACCUCACAGUGGAGACUGAGUUCUGCGACAUUGACGAUGGCAUUUCCCGGAGUUGCAAAGCUCGAAAAGUGGCUCUGCUAGCUUCACGGUUUAGGAUGUCCCGUGUUCUGUUCAAUCGCAUAGUUGAUAAUAUACUUGAACAUGAUUAUGAUGGUUAUUUUACGCAAAAAAGAAGUGCUUGUGGACUUCUUGGUUUGCAUCCAUUGCAAAAGAUGACCGCGGCAAUGCGGAUGCUAACUUAUGGAAUAGCAGCUGAUGGUGCCGAUGAGUACAUCCGUUCCGCGGAAGCUACAAAUUUAGAAGCUUGCAAGAAGUUUGUGAUCAAAGUUUGUGAAAUCUUUGGGGAUAAGUACCUGAGAUCUCCAAAUGAAGAAGAUACUGCAAGAUUACUUGCAUUAGGGGAGGAAAGAGGAUUUCCUGCUGAAGGUGAAGCUCCAGAAGUGAACUAUACUGUCAAUGGUCAUCAGUAUACAAUGGGGUAUUACCUUGCAGAUGGCAUAUAUCCAAAAUGGGCAACAUUUGUGAAGACCAUACCAUCUCCCCCAACCAGAAAGAAGAAACAUUUUUCUCAAAGGCAAGAGGCGGCUAGAAAGGAUGUGGAACGAGCCUUUGGAGUUCUGCAAUCUCGUUUUGCCAUUGUUCGAGGACCUGCGAAAGGAUGGAAACGUAAAGAAAUUGGUGAUGUCAUGAAAGCUUGUGUCAUAAUGCAUAAUAUGAUAGUUGAAGAGGAGCGACACACUGAUUAG
This is a messenger RNA of Lolium rigidum, 1023 nucleotides long. RefSeq lists its product as uncharacterized. Bases 1 to 1023 code for a protein of 340 amino acids. The record is from RefSeq and is a predicted model, not a curated record. NCBI's taxonomy places the organism in Eukaryota, Viridiplantae, Streptophyta, Magnoliopsida, Poales, Poaceae. The transcript has 6 exons.